This is a messenger RNA of Cyphellophora europaea CBS 101466, 1560 nucleotides long. RefSeq lists its product as uncharacterized. The record is from RefSeq and is a predicted model, not a curated record. The coding region runs from base 1 to 1560 and encodes 519 amino acids. Gene Ontology annotation, molecular function: iron ion binding; oxidoreductase activity, acting on paired donors, with incorporation or reduction of molecular oxygen; monooxygenase activity. The transcript is spliced from 3 exons. Lineage: Eukaryota; Fungi; Ascomycota; Eurotiomycetes; Chaetothyriales; Cyphellophoraceae.
AUGGUUCUCCAGUACUUCUCAUACAGCACCCUUGUUGCGGUUGUAUUCGUGGGCUACAGCCUUUCAGUCUUGUACGACCGCUACACGAAAGAAAAGAAAAUCCUCCGACUAGGCCACACGGCACCCUUGGUGAAAACACAGUUUAUUUGGGGCCUCGAUUUUCCCAUUCAUUCGACCAUUGCCUUGAAGAAGAAACUAGCUCUGGAAUUCUGGGACUGGUUAUUCGAUCACACGGGUGUUGCAGCAAAACAUUCCUACACUGCUGAGGUCCGCCUCUUAGCCUCUUCGAGAGUCAUCUUCACGGGAGAUGUCGAAAACAUCAAGGCUAUCCUCACCACCCAAUUCCAGGACUAUGGCAAGGGCGAGCAGUUCCAUGGAGAGUGGAAGGACUUCCUCGGUGACAGUAUUUUCACCACCGAUGGCAAGAUGUGGCAGGAGUCGAGGAAUCUUAUCCGUCCCAUGUUCAUCCGCGAGAAAGUCGCUGAUCUAGACUUGGUGGAGGAGCAUGUACAGAAGCUGAUGAAGCUGCUGGGACCUGGCGAUGGCAGCAUGGUGCAACUCGACAAACUCUUCUUCCGCUUCAGCUUGGACGCGUCCACCCAUUUCCUAUUUGGCCAAUCCGUCAACAGUCUCGAUAAUCCCGCCAAUGAAUUUGCCACUGCUUUUGAUGAGGUGCAACGGGUCCAAGUGCUUGAAGGGCGAUUAGGCCCCUUCCGCCACUGGUAUCCUAAAAGGUCCAAGAGCGCCGGUCUGAAGUUCCUGGACAAGUUCAUGCAGCCUAUCAUCGAUGCGGCUAUGCAGCUGUCGCCUGAAGAGCUUGAAACGAAAUUGUCCAAGUCCGACACCUUCAUUCACGCCCUCGCGCGGUUCACCCGAGACAAGAAGGUCAUGCGCGAUCAGAUCAUGUCAUUGCUGCUAGCUGGCCGAGACACUACGGCGUGCACGCUAUCUUGGCUAUUCUUGGAGCUCUCUCGGAACCCUCGCGUUGUGAAGAAAUUACAUGAAGAAAUCAGGAAUGUCAUCGGCGACAGUGGGCGGCCGCCGACCUACCAAGAGAUCAAGGAUAUGAAAUAUCUUACCUGGGUCAUCAACGAGACCCUUCGAUUGUAUCCCGUGGUACCCUUCAACGUACGGGCAGCACUGAAAGACACUACGCUACCUCGAGGCGGUGGACCUGACGGGAUGGAGCCACUCGGUCUCCUCAAAGGAACUCCCGUCGGCUACAGUACUCUCUUCAUGCAACGACGGAGAGAUAUAUACCCACCUAUCUCGGAAACGUUCCCAUAUGACCCCCUGGACUGGGUUCCUGAUAGAUGGGCUACGUGGACCCCACCCGCCUGGACAUUCAUUCCGUUCAAUGGCGGUCCAAGGAUAUGCAUUGGCAUGAACUUUGCCCAGAUGGAGAUGGGCUACACGGUGGUGCGCUUGCUGCAACAUUACGAAAAGAUCAUCAACUUCAACAACAGGUCAGAUAUGCACAUCGAGAUUGUUGUGACGCCAGCCUACGGUACCAACGUUGGCUUGGUGAAGAAGUCCAGUGUCUCGGAGAAGACCUCUUGA